This is a messenger RNA of Brugia malayi, 375 nucleotides long. Its product is annotated as immunogenic protein 3, putative. Lineage: Eukaryota; Metazoa; Nematoda; Chromadorea; Rhabditida; Onchocercidae. The record is from RefSeq and is a predicted model, not a curated record. The transcript is spliced from 3 exons. The coding region runs from base 1 to 375 and encodes 124 amino acids.
AUGUUUGAAACAACAACUGCAUGUAAUAUUAUUAUACGUGUAAAAUCACUUACACGUACGCCAUUUCAUGCACAAGUUAUUGCUCCAGAUGGUAACACUAGUGAAAAAAAGCUUCUAAACAAGAAUGAACGAUUAAUUUUUCAAGAGAAAGCUGAUAAAUGUGGCUUGGGACCAUUUCAAAUAAAAACAUUCUCUGAUAAGAAAGAAGAAAGUGUAAAGGUAACAUUAAAUGGUAUUGGUGCUGUAAACUAUGAAGUUGGUGAUGAUCUAAUACCAAAACAAAUAUUUCGACAAGGAGCUGAAUGCAAGGGACAAUGUGCGCCAUUAGGCGAUGUUGUCCAACCACGUAAAGCAACAACAACUGUCAAAGUAUGA